CCCACUUGCUCUGUCCCAUCGCCUCAGUGUUCCACAGUGAACUGAUUUUUUUGGGGAUGAUCUGCUGGUCCCUGUUUUCUCCGCGUUCCCGUCUUGUCUUCUUAGGAAGUCACAAACAGACGCACCAGCAGGAGAUUGGUCCGCUUUUCCCAGCGCGCAAUGAGGCCCCUAGUUCCUCCUCAUGGAGCCGUGACGCGGAGAAGGAGGAGGAGCGCGGUGGCAUAAAAACAGGUCUCCAGUCCGGAUUUCAGACAGAAACACCACAGCAGAGCAACCGAGAGCAUCUCCACUGACCCACAGAGUCUGCUCAGCCGCCUUUUACGCACACCGCCCAGGGUAGAAGGACUUCUUAGCUAUAACAUCAAGAUAUAAUCAUGAUUAAGAAAAUGUCGCCCUCCGAGAGCGAUUUUGACAUCCCAGCAAAGAACUGCUACAGGAUGGUGAUUUUGGGAUCCACCAAAGUUGGGAAGACGGCCAUCGUGUCCCGUUUCCUGAACGGGAGGUUCGACGAGCAGUACACGCCGACCAUCGAGGACUUUCACCGGAAACUGUACAGCAUCAAGGGAGACAACUACCAGCUGGACAUACUGGAUACAUCGGGGAACCACCCUUUCCCUGCCAUGAGGAGGCUAUCCAUACUGACAGGUGACGUGUUCAUCCUCGUCUUCAGCCUGGACAACCGGGACUCCUUCCAGGAGGUGCAGCGGCUCAAGCAGCAGAUCUUCGAGACCAAGUCGUGCCUGAAGAACAAGAUCAAAGAGCACAUCGACGUGCCGCUGGUCAUCUGCGGCAACAAGGGCGACCGGGAGUUUUACCGGGAGGUGCAGCAGGAGGAGAUCGAUCUGCUGGUGGCAGGGGACGAGAAGUGCGCGUACUUCGAGAUCUCCGCCAAGCGCAACGAGAACGUGGAUAAGAUGUUUCAGACUCUGUUUACCUUGGCCAAGCUCCCUCACGAGAUGAGCCCCGACCUCCACCGCAAGGUCUCCGUGCAGUACUGCGACAUGCUGCACAGAAAGUCUCUGAAGAACAAGAAGGUGAAGGACACCGGGGAAGCGUUCGGCAUGGUGACUCCGUGCGCACGGAGACCCAGCGUGCACAGCGACCUCAUGUACAUCAAGGAGAAGGCCAUAGGAGGCGGCCAGGCCAAAGACAAAGAGAGAUGUGUGAUCAGUUAAGCACAGCGGCGAGGCGCACACUCAACGCAAACCUUUUGAAAGUAGAGGGAGCCCGGUCCGGCAGCUUGAGAGGUGACCUGCGCGUCCGGUUGCGCUCGAGCUGACACGGGAGGUGAGGAGACGCCGGGGCCGCCGCGCGCUCUGGCGCAGCGCCGUCUCCAGAGACACCUAACUGGACACACUAGUCCUCUUGAACUGCCCCCCCCCCCCUCCAAAAAAAGAAUAAAGACAUUUGACAAUGUUUGCUUGUCCUGUGAAUCAGAGCCCAGCGCGCGGCGUGGCUUCAUACUUUGUGAGACUCGCACAUCGAUGCGUAAAAAUGUGUUCAGCUGACGUCACGCCUUUUACAGAUGCCAGUGGGGAGAGAAAAGAGACUCUUUGCUCCGGAGGCGCAAUGUUUAGGGGAAAGAAUGUUGUUUACAUCUUAUCAUAUCUUUUAUAAUGGCUAAUAUACUUGAAUGUUUCCUUGCAAUCUGAAGUGUUUUAUUGAUAAUGUAUAUUUAAUGUUUGUUUGUUUUUUUGGCAAAGCAGUUAACCAAAAAUCUUGACAU
This is a messenger RNA of Cyclopterus lumpus (lumpfish), 1726 nucleotides long. RefSeq names its product dexamethasone-induced Ras-related protein 1-like. Lineage: Eukaryota; Metazoa; Chordata; Actinopteri; Perciformes; Cyclopteridae. The transcript has 2 exons. The record is from RefSeq and is a predicted model, not a curated record. Gene Ontology annotation, molecular function: GTPase activity; GTP binding. Bases 375 to 1175 code for a protein of 266 amino acids.